This is a messenger RNA of Asparagus officinalis (garden asparagus), 366 nucleotides long. RefSeq lists its product as uncharacterized. The transcript has a single exon. Lineage: Eukaryota; Viridiplantae; Streptophyta; Magnoliopsida; Asparagales; Asparagaceae. The coding region runs from base 1 to 366 and encodes 121 amino acids. The record is from RefSeq and is a predicted model, not a curated record.
AUGGGAGCGUGGGAGCGUGCGGGAGGACUCGCCCAACCUAAGAACAAUAAUAAGAAGAAGAAGGACAAGAUUGAUAGUAAUUACAACCAUGCCCCUAACAUUGGUUGCUCCUGCUUUGGAUGCUACAAGAGCUUCUGGGCUCGUUGGGAUGCCUCACCCAACCGCCAUGUCAUCCACCUCAUCCUCGAUGCCUUUGAAGAGACCCUUGAAUCGAAGGAGGCCAACAGCAAGAAGAAGAGGGGGUUGAAGAGUAAAAAGAUUGAUUUUGAUGAGGUUUUGGCGAAAGAGAUGAGCGCCCAUGAGGAGAAAGUUGAUGAUGAUGGCCAUGAUGAUGGGUGCGGGCAUGUUACUAAUUACCAACGCUAA